AUGAGGAUCGUGAGCUGUUAUCCGAUUCAUACUUUCAUGUUUUUUGUAUUCGUCGUAUCAGUUGGAAGUGGUUUCGACCUUCUUAGAAAAACUAUUGAGUCGGCUCAGUGCCUUUUUGGUGAAUGCUGCAGUAACGCUCUUCAUUUUAAUCACGAAUGUAGGUCUGCCUUGCUUCACUUUUUUCAGAUUUUUAUGACGUUGGAAGAUACAACUUCUGAUUUUUCUCGUUUGUUACAGGCUCACUUAGAAGAUCCGAGUCCUCGCAGAAGCUUGGUACUUUCUCUUCAUGGAUUUACGGGCGUUGGUAAAAACUACGCGGUCUCAAUUUUGGCGUCAAGCAUGUUUAAAGCCGGAGAAAAGAGCAGGUUUUACCGUCGCUUCGAUGCGACCAUUGAUUUUCUUUUCAAAGAUUCGGUUGAACUCUAUAAGGUAUACUCUCUUCCCUUAAUUCAACAGGUAGUUAGCAAAUGCGAACGAUCACUGCUGGUUUUCGACGAGGUCCACAAAAUGCCUUCCGGCAUCCUGGAUGCUCUUGUCCCCCUUUUGGGUUUUGCAGAAUCCGUUAAGGGUGUGGACUACAGAAAGGCCAUUUUUUCGAUUCAGUAUGGUGACCUCCGCCGAGCACUGUCGAUGUCGAUCUACAACGAAGAAGGGGCUCUCAAGUUUUCGGACCUCAUAAGUAGUCAUGUGGUAACUGCAGCAGUGCCUUUCCUCCCACUGCAGGAGGUGCACAUACGCUCGUGCAUCGUUGACGCAGCACGCCGCCUGGGAGUCGAAGAUACUGAGGCGAUGAUCGACUUUGUGCUGAAUGAACUAGAUUGGGAGCCCGAGGAUACCCAUCUCUUCUCAAGCUCGGGAUGCAAACUGGUUCAUGAAAAGGUCGGUUUCUACCUACAGCAACGCAGCUUUGGGUCCAGAUCCACCACCAUUCGCGAUGAACUCUAG
Messenger RNA from Hydatigera taeniaeformis, 945 nucleotides. The record is from the annotation of a GenBank genome assembly. NCBI's taxonomy places the organism in Eukaryota, Metazoa, Platyhelminthes, Cestoda, Cyclophyllidea, Taeniidae.